This is a messenger RNA of Argiope bruennichi, 1692 nucleotides long. RefSeq names its product cubilin-like. Lineage: Eukaryota; Metazoa; Arthropoda; Arachnida; Araneae; Araneidae. The coding region runs from base 81 to 1409 and encodes 442 amino acids. The transcript has 9 exons. Gene Ontology annotation, cellular component: plasma membrane. Gene Ontology annotation, molecular function: protein binding. The record is from RefSeq and is a predicted model, not a curated record.
AAGAAUAAUGGAUGCGAUGUCAUCGGUAACAACAGACAUGCUGAUCUAACAAGAAAACAGUGUUUGAAAUAAGGAUCAAAAUGAAAAAGAUGCGUCUAAGUGAGCGAUGUCUGGUGCAGUAUCUUCUUCUGAUGAUUAUUAUCUACAGUGAAACUUUAGCCCGGUGCCUCUUUCAGUUUGAUAGCAAAAUAAGCAAGGUAGGGAAUUUUUCCUCCCCUGAUUAUCCAGAUAAUUAUAGUGAGAAUGUGGAAUGCUUUUAUAACUUCAUAGGGCAUGAAUUCGAAACUCUGAAGCUUGUAUUUUUUAUAUUUGAUCUGGAGCCGCCGUACACAAAAGGAUGUCUCACCGAUUACGUGGAUAUUUCAACUAUUACUGCAUCCAAUAUGAAAGAAUUGGUUGGACGCUACUGUGGCUCCAAGGUUGAUACUCCUUUGCAAUCCAUGCAUCCGAAAGCAGAGAUAAUCUUCCGAUCCAACCACAUUAUACAGCAUAAAGGAUUCUUUGGAAUGUAUGAAUUCAAAGACGAAAAGUCUAUCCCUCCGCCUGUCAGCACGGCUUUCGUGGAAGGGUGCGGAGGUACAGAGACGGGAGUGGGAGGACUUAUCUACUCUCCCGGUUAUCCUCAUGCUUUUCCGAAAGAUGUCGAAUGUGUCUGGUUGAUUCGAGUGGAAAGUAAUAAGCAUAUAUACAUUCGGAUCCUCGAGCUUCAACUCUAUGGGAGUAUAGCCAACUGUGCUGAUGUCGAACUUUCGAUCUACGAUGGUUAUUCCAGCUUCACUUUUAAUCCGGAAAUUAUGAAGAAAUACUGUGGCGAUUUGAAGUACUACAAGAACGUAGAAGAAAGAACCCAAAUGUCGAAGCGGAACCGCUUGCUUAUAAGAUUUAAAACCAAAGUGACAUCAGAGCAAAAAGGAUCUACGGACAAAAUCAUGGGCUUUAAAUUAGUUUGGACAGCCGUGGGCUUCGAAUUUCAUGGGAAGUGUGACCAACAUGUUUGCCGAAACAGCCAUUACUGCUUAAACUCCGCUUCCACUGUCUGUAACGUUAUGCCUCAAUACUGUAUUGACAAAUCGCUAGUUUGCGAUGGUUUGCCAAACUGUAGUGAAGAUGAUUAUACAGAUGAAGAAAAAUGUCAUUUGCCGCUUGUUGCCGGCUGCAGUGGAGCUCUAAUAUUAUUGAUUAUAAUAGCAUGUGCAGCUUAUUACAUAUACAGAGAAAAACGUCUGAAAGCUCAGAGAGAAGCUCUUGCUCUUCAAUUGCGCCAACUGGAACACAGUCCAAGUUCCAUUGCCCGUGCGCCACCAUAUUUCCCUCGGUCCAGAGACUGCAGUAUUCAUGGUCAUCUGAAUGCUACGUCAGAGGAGUCUUUUGAAGUCCAGUAUAAGAGAUAUCCUCCUACAGAGGUUUAAUACCCUGGACAGCCAAACAUGAGGGACCAAAGAUGAGCUCUAUGUAUAUCUAAGGAUAUCAAAAGUAAAUUUGCUAAAAUUUACCUAUAUGGUCAGUGACCAUUUCGUGGUUCUAUCUGUUCCAAGUGUUUUAUACUUGAAUAUCGAAGAACCACGCAUUUGGUGCGAAGUUUGAUAUUUUGAGAUUUACUCUUUCUUGGAAAAAUUAUUUUUUAUUACAAAGAUCAAAAUGCACUGCCAGUGUUUUCGAUCCCUCUUAGAAGACCACUCAUGUACUGGCUAA